This is a messenger RNA of Punctularia strigosozonata HHB-11173 SS5, 2928 nucleotides long. RefSeq lists its product as uncharacterized. Gene Ontology annotation, molecular function: protein binding. The record is from RefSeq and is a predicted model, not a curated record. Bases 1 to 2928 code for a protein of 975 amino acids. The transcript has 3 exons. NCBI's taxonomy places the organism in Eukaryota, Fungi, Basidiomycota, Agaricomycetes, Corticiales, Punctulariaceae.
AUGGACAAAGCCAUAGACGUGCAACGCAUGGCACUAGAGGAGGCGACGUCGAUCGGAGGACCAGGUCAGCAUCAGCACAUGGAUGCUCUAGCAAACCACUUGUUAGGGAGACAUGCACUGUUCGGGACAGAUAACGAUCUCGAGGAAGCGAUACGGAUCCAGAGGGCCGCUGUGGACAUCUGUCCGCCGACACAUUCGGAGCGAGAGUUCGUGCUCAACAAGCUGGCUUCAGCACUUCGCCUCCGCUUCCAACGGCUCGGGUCCGUCGAGGACUUGAACGAAGCAGUGAUCGUGUGUCGCCAAGCCCUUGCUGUCAGGCGUCCCAACAGCACCGCACGACCUUACACAUUAGAUAUACUUGCUCAACUCCUUACCUCACGAUUUCAAGUUUCGUCUGCGUCCGACUCCGAUCUAGAUGAGCUCGUGGAAGUAGGACGCGAAGCCGUCCGCAUCUGCCCACCACAUCAGAACGACCACUGGAUUCGCUUGGACACCUUGGCGGACUCAUUUCAGAUGCGCUUCACAUGGACCGGAUCCCUUGCGGACCUCGAGGAGACGAUUGAGCUGCGACGCCGCGCCGUUGAUCACGCUCCCGCUGAGGACCCGCGUCGGUGGGUUAUGAUUAGUAACCUCGCGGGUAGCCUCCGCCUACGGUUUACGGAGCUAGGUCAUGUCGACGACAUCAAUGAGACAGUCAGGCUUUACCGACAGGUAUCGGACACUGCUGCGGCCAACGUCGUUGAUCAUCCUGAUCGCCUAUUGGCAAUGGUGUCCUCACUUUGUCUCCGUUUCAAGACGCUUCGGUCCGUGGAAGAUCUCAACGAAGCAAUCGAAAUUUCGGAGUUGGUUCUGGGAUCUAUUCCGUCCUCCCAUGCAUUCCGACCACGAGCUAUCAAGUGUCUAGCUGAUGCGCUGGUCUUGAGAGCGCGCCCCGAAGACCUGGAUAACGCGGUGAGGUCGCUGGAAGAGAACAAGGAGCACGUUCGUCCUUCGUCGUCCUUCAGCACCGAAUACGCUCUUGCAUUGGGUGACUCGCUUUCGUGCAGAUUCAGUCGCAUAAAGCAGGCAAGCGAUGCUGAACGUGCCAGGGAGGUCUUGACAGUGCUGCUGGAUCGGCUGCCCCCAGGACGAAGAGACCGUUUCCAGUGUCUCCUCCAGUUGUCCGAGCUACAUUUGGAUAUCGACUCUCCGUACUUCGACGUGUCCUCUGCCCUGCAAUACAUAGCAGAAGGAAUUCGAGACGACCAUCGGGAUGUCCGAUUUCGUCUGCAAGGCACCAUGCGUGUCUUGCGGUUGAUCGAGCCCCUCCAGCCCGACUUCCAGGACGUCGACUGCUCCAUAAGGACCCAUCUCUUGGACAUAUACGGCGCCGUCGUCGCAUUACUACCACGCGUCGCCUACUUCAGCCUUGACCUAUCUUCUCGUCUCCACUCCCUGGCCAUAGGCCAGAGCGCCGCGAUAACGGGAGCUGCGUGCGCCCUCACCCUGUCGCGACCGCAGAGAGCACUAGAGAUCCUCGAACAAGGCCGCGGCAUCUUCUGGUCUCAUUCAUUCCGACUUCGGUCGCAGUUCGACGACGUCCCGGAGGUUCAGCGACGUCAAUUAUUGGCGCUGGCCCAUCAGCUCGAGAGGAGCAAUGACGCGCUGCCAGAUCAGAGUGAUGACCGCCUCAUGGAGAAGGCGUUAUCCAGACGAAGGAAACAAAGCGAGGAGUUCAAUUCGCUGGUCGAAGAAAUACGCUCCAUGCCUGGACUCGACCGUUUCAUGCUCCACGACACUUACGCGACCCUGGCCAAAGCUGCGGACAAGGGACCUGUGAUAGUCAUUCUCCCGAGCGCCUUCGCGUCCUUUGCCAUAAUAAUCAGGUCAGAUCGGGAACCUGUGAGCAUUCCUUUACCUUCGCUCAGCGAGGACUGGAUCGCACAAUCGAGUGGUACGUGGAGAUCAGCGGUGUCCGAAGCGAGAAAUGCAGUACGAAACCGCUUAAAGCUCCAGAAGAUUGCCAUGAAAGUAUCCCAGGUACAGUCCCAGGCGACGUUGAUGGAGGACGUCCUGGAAGGGCUUUGGACAAAGGUCGUGAAACCUAUCAUGCUGGAGCUGAAGUUGAAGCCCCGCUCAGGACGACGGAGGCCUCGUCUAUGGUGGUGCCUGACGGGAAACCUGGCCCAUCUCCCCAUUCACGCUGCUGGCGUGCGAAGGAAGCAAGGAUGCUCUGAUUACGUCGUGUCGUCCUACAUACCAACCCUCGGAGAACUGCUGUAUGCACGGAGCACUUCUCAGCUCGUCAGGAAACGCGACGCAAAGGCACUCCUCGUCGCGGUGCCACAGCCCCGUGCCGGCGGGUGGGUGGAGCUGCCGUCGACCCUUGAAGAAGUCCGAGAGGUCGAAGCUAUCCUCCCUGCAUCCGCGCUGAUACCCCUCUCGGAGGGUUCGUUAGUCAAAGAUCCUUCAAGCGUCACCAGCAGGGCGUUGUUAGAUGCGUUAUCAAACGCUCACGUUCUCCAUCUUGCGUGCCACGGAGUACAAGAUCCCACGAACCCGCUCCAAAGCGGUUUCGUGCUUGGCGACGGGAUCCUUACGAUCGAUAAAUUGAUGGGAAUAUCGCUUCCUCGCGCCUUCCUGGCUUUUCUGAGCGCAUGUGAGACGGCGAAGGGGGACAGAAGCCAGCCGGACCAAGCCGUCCACCUCGCGGCGACCAUGAUCUUUGCUGGAUUCAAGAGCGUUAUCGCCACACUUUGGUCGAUGGAGGACAUCGAUGGACCCUUGGUGGCGAAAUCGGUAUACGAGCAGCUAUUCAAGCACGACGUCGACUCCGAAUUUCUUGAGCCUGACGACGUUGCGUACGCAUUGGACGAAGCAAUACGCCAGCUUCGAUCUGUCCAUCCAGAGCCCAGUAGGUGGGCACCGUAUAUACAUAUGGGCAUCUGA